AACCUAAUUUGCAUUUUGUUUGUUGAUAUCUAAUCGAAAGCUGCUGGAUAAUCAGCUCCCAUUUUCCCUAGUGAGGAAGUAUGUGCCAUAGCUACCAAGGGCACUGAUCCAGGUAUAAGGUUGUUGAUAUGAACCUUAUUCGAAUGUUUGGGGAUUCCAUUUCUAGAUCCAAAGAUGUAAUGCGAUUUGUGUGCCAAAGAACAUUUGCUACAGCUGCUGGUAAAGCGAAGAAGGUUGGGAGGGGAGAUGGAGGUAAUGAUGCACCAAAAGCAUCGAACUUGAGCAAAGAGAUCAAAUCGAGUAUGGUUGUUAGUGCUAAUACUCUGAAAGAUGGAUUGGACCCUAAGAUCUUGCCUAAUUCAGAUCACCCUGAUUAUUUAUGGCAUCUGCUUGAUAAGCGACCGGCGCUUAGCGAACUUAGAAGGAAGAACGUUGAGACUCUUAGUUUUGAUGAUCUUAAACGUUUUGUGAAGCUGGAUACCAGAGCUAGAAUCAAGGAGAACCAUUCUAUCAAGGCCAAGAACUGAAAUGAGAUUCAACAAUGACUUGUUGUAUGUGUCCCUUAUAAUUCCCCUUGUUUGAGCAAUCCCUUCAUUUUCCUUAUUAUCUUUGGGAUUAUUUGAUCUUAAAAGAUUUUUCUCU
Arabidopsis thaliana (thale cress) is the source of this 642-nucleotide messenger RNA. Its product is annotated as Mitochondrial ribosomal protein L37. Lineage: Eukaryota; Viridiplantae; Streptophyta; Magnoliopsida; Brassicales; Brassicaceae. The transcript is spliced from 2 exons. The record is from RefSeq and is marked reviewed. Bases 129 to 527 code for a protein of 132 amino acids. Gene Ontology annotation, cellular component: mitochondrion.